CGCGCGCGGGGUGUGUGAGGACGCGCUCCCGGUCGCUGAGUGCCUGAGCCCAAGAGCGGCGGCUGUGGUACCUGCUGCUGCCGCCCGUGCGGACGCAGAGCAUCGGACGCGAGCGCUGUUGCGUGGGGCAGGAAGGUGAAGCCAUGACGUCCAUCAGUGAAAAUAUUCUCUUUGGAAUGGGAAAUCCUCUUCUUGACAUCACUGCUGUAGUGGAUAAGGAUUUCCUUGAUAAGUAUUCUCUUAAACCAAAUGACCAAAUCUUGGCUGAAGACAAACACAAGGAACUGUUUGAUGAACUUGUAAAAAAAUUCAAAGUUGAAUAUCAUGCUGGUGGCUCUACCCAGAAUUCAAUUAAAGUGGCCCAGUGGAUGAUUCAGCAGCCACAUAAAGCAGCAACAUUUUUUGGAUGCAUUGGGAUAGAUAAAUUUGGGGAGAUCCUGAAGAAAAAAGCUGCCGAAGCCCAUGUGGAUGCUCAUUACUAUGAGCAGAAUGAGCAGCCGACGGGAACGUGUGCUGCGUGCAUCACUGGUGGCAACAGAUCCCUUGUAGCUAAUCUUGCUGCUGCCAAUUGUUACAAAAAAGAAAAACAUCUUGAUAUGGAGAAAAACUGGAUGUUGGUAGAAAAAGCAAGAGUUUAUUACAUAGCAGGUUUUUUUCUCACAGUUUCCCCGGAGUCCGUAUUAAAAGUGGCCCGCCAUGCUUCUGAAAAUAACAGAAUUUUCACUUUGAAUCUGUCUGCACCAUUUAUUAGUCAGUUCUUCAAAGAACCGUUGAUGAAAGUUAUGCCUUAUGUUGACAUACUUUUUGGAAAUGAGACGGAAGCUGCCACUUUUGCUAGAGAGCAAGGCUUUGAGACUGAAGACAUUAAAGAAAUAGCGAAAAAGACACAAGCUCUGCCAAAAGUGAACUCGAAGAGGCAGCGAAUCGUGAUUUUCACCCAAGGGAGAGAUGACACUGUACUGGCUACAGAAAGUGAAGUCACUGCUUUUGCUGUCUUGGAUCAAGACCAGAAAGAAAUCGUUGAUACCAAUGGAGCUGGAGAUGCAUUUGUUGGAGGUUUUCUGUCUCAACUGGUCUCAGACAGGCCCCUGACUGAGUGCAUCCGUGCUGGCCACUACGCAGCAAGUGUCAUAAUUAGGCGGACUGGCUGCACCUUUCCAGAGAAGCCAGACUUCCACUGAUGGAAAAGCAGGAAACCCCAGCCCAGGAGUACAGACUGCCCUGAUUGCUUCCUGAGAAUUCCCAUAUCAAUAAAGAAGAAAAUUAUCUGCCACCUUUCCUACUAUAAUAAUGUUCAUUCUUAAUUUAGAGGGUACAGUAAUGCUCAGUGGAAUCUUUAUUCUCUCAACAACCUAAAAAAUGAGGUUUAUUUCCAUAGUUUGAUAGUGCCACUUAAAUGUCAGUUAAACAAGAAUAUAACAUUUUAACAGAAAUUUUUAUUUCAUUUUCAAUUAUUUUGUAAAUUCAUGUGUAUUUAGCAAAGUGAUCAGUUUUUUUACAUACAUUUCUGCUUUGAAUGCAGAUGCAAUUUAAUAUAAUAGAUUUUUUAAAGGAAUUAAUGGUAAUACAUAAAUCUUUAGCUUUUAUACAAGUAUAUUUAAUUCAGGAGUGUGUGUGUGUAUACAUACACAGAUAUCUCAUAUAUGUACCACAUGUAUACAUGAUAAAUGGUCAAAUAAGGUACAGAAAUAUUUAUCUUGCCAAGUUAUGCCAAAUCAUUUCUUCAGUGUGUACUCAAACAUGUAAUAAACUUUGGAUAAUUAAAUAAUUUGCCAAAUUAUAAGCUAUAUUAUAAUAUUCAAAUCAUAAUCUUAUAUUUACUUAUGGUACUCUGUAAUUUGAUACAAAUAAAAACAUAUCAUAAUAGGACUUUUUUACUUUCUUUGCCCUGUUCUCAACAAACUAAGGAAGAAAGAUCAUUAUUUAAUCCU
This is a messenger RNA of Camelus dromedarius (Arabian camel), 1931 nucleotides long. It is a transcript of the gene ADK, whose product is annotated as adenosine kinase. Gene Ontology annotation, cellular component: cytosol; nucleus. The record is from RefSeq and is a predicted model, not a curated record. The transcript is spliced from 11 exons. Gene Ontology annotation, biological process: purine ribonucleoside salvage; purine nucleobase metabolic process. NCBI's taxonomy places the organism in Eukaryota, Metazoa, Chordata, Mammalia, Artiodactyla, Camelidae. The coding region runs from base 144 to 1181 and encodes 345 amino acids. Gene Ontology annotation, molecular function: adenosine kinase activity.